AUGCCCAAUCUUACAAAAUUUGACCCACCAACUGGGCACGAUUGUAUGCUUAAAAAUGGUCAGUCUACGUCUAUAUCAACUAGACAUCAAUGUAUUUCUGCCAUGAGAGAGUACGAGAACAGCAGUAUGGAGGAAUUGAGGUUUGAAGACUACCAAAAACAACCAUGGCUAUCCAGUCAGACUAAAACGACUUCUACUUUCGUAGCACCAUUAUUUGGUCGUUCAAAAAUCGAACCAACCAAUCUAACUCAACAAGAGACCACCAGCAGCUUUUCAGUUUGUACUCCAACAACUGGAGGAUCUCUAUUUGGUACCACAACAAUUAGCAGCAGCUCUCUAUUAGAUACUCCAAAAACUAGCAGCUCUCUAUUUGGUAACCCAACAACUAGCACCAGUUCUCUAUUUGGUACUCCAAAAAUUAGCAGCUCUCUAUUUGGUAACCCAACAACUAGCACCAACUCUUUCUUUGGUACUCCAAAAACUAGCAGCUCUCUAUUUGGGACCGCAACAACUAGCACCAGCUCACCAUCUGAUACCACAACAACUAGCAGCUUUCAUUUUGGUACCAUAACAACUAGCAGCUCUGUAUUUGGUACCACAACAACUAGCAGCUCACCAUCUGAUACCACAAAAACUAGUAGCUUUCCUUUUGGUACCACAACAACUAGCAGGUCUCUAUUUGGUACCUCAACAACUAGCAGCUCUCUAUUUGGUAAAACACCAUCUAGCAGGUCUCUAUUUGGUACCGCAACAACUAGCAGCUCACCGUCUGUUACUCCAAAAACUAGCAGCUCAUCGUCUGGUACUCCAAAAACUAGCAGCUCUCUAUUUGGGACCGCAACAACUAGCACCAGCUCACCAUCUGAUACCACAACAACUAGCAGCUUUCAUUUUGGUACCAUAAUAACUAGCAGCUCUGUAUUUGGUACCACAACAACUAGCAGCUCACCAUCUGAUACCACAAAAACUAGUAGCUUUCCUUUUGGUACCACAACAACUAGCAGGUCUCUAUUUGGUACCUCAACAACUAGCAGCUCUCUAUUUGGUAAAACACCAUCUAGCAGGUCUCUAUUUGGUACCGCAACAACUAGCAGCUCACCGUCUGUUACUCCAAAAACUAGCAGCUCAUCGUCUGGUACUCCAAAAACUAGCAGCUCUCUAUUUGGGACCGCAACAACUAGCACCAGCUCACCAUCUGAUACCACAACAACUAGCAGCUUUCAUUUUGGUACCAUAACAACUAGCAGCUCUGUAUUUGGUACCACAACAACUAGCAGCUCACCAUCUGAUACCACAAAAACUAGUAGCUUUCCUUUUGGUACCACAACAACUAGCAGGUCUCUAUUUGGUACCUCAACAACUAGCAGCUCUCUAUUUGGUAAAACACCAUCUAGCAGGUCUCUAUUUGGUACCGCAACAACUAGCAGCUCACCGUCUGUUACUCCAAAAACUAGCAGCUCAUCGUCUGGUACUCCAAAAACUAGCAGCUCUCUAUUUGGUUCCGCUACAACUAGCAGCUCUCCUUUUGGUGCCCCAACAACUAGCAGCUCUUCAUCUGGUAAAACAUCAGUUAGCAGCUCUCCUUUUGGUGCCCCAACAACUAGCAGCUCUUCAUCUGGUAAAACAUCAGUUAGCAGCUCUCUAUUUGGUGCCCCAACAACUAGCAGCUCUCCAUUUGGUACCCCAGCGUGGCCAACAAAUAGCAACAGCAAACCUGCCCUAACAGCAAAAUUUGGAAUACGGAGAAAUUUCUCUCAUGCUAAAAUAAACUUUAAUGGUCAAAAGAGCCGUCAUGGAUCAUACGAUGUUGAGUUUUUUUGUGUAGAUUGCUCAAAACAAUGUUGCAGUGUAUGUCUGGUUGAUCACAAGUGGCAUGACUGGGAACGAAUUGUACUGUACCCAACGAAAUCUGCUUCCUUUAAACAUGGUGACAACAGCAACGAUCAGGUUGUAGGGGAUCGUUAUGAAACCUGUGGGAAUUAUUUGCUUCAUCAGAAACAUGACGAUCGACCCAAGGGUCAGGCUGUAGACGAUCGAGAUGAAACCUGUGGGAAAGUUGAUAAACAAGAUGACCAGUCCAAGAAUCCGGCCGUAGACGAUCAAGAUGAAACUUGUUGGAAAGUUGAUUAUUUACUUCAUGAAUUCGAGAGUUCAAUUAACCAUCUGGUCAGCCAACAAAACAAAAUCAAAUCAGAAGGCAAAUCAGAAGAAUCUCGAAUUGAAAAAGAAUAUGAAGAUAUUCUCCAGGAAGUUUAUCAACGGAAGCUGGACCUCAUUCAAAAGGUUCAGACAGUGACGAAGGAAAAAUGCCAAGACCUGGACAAAGUGAUACAGAAUUUAACGGGUUUAAAAGACCAGACUGAGAAGACUCAAAGGCUACUAAAGCUAAGUUUAAAGUUCUCCAAGCUUUCUCAAACUAGUUUUUCAAAUUUAAAACUCAAGAUGGACGAAUCUAAAGAUGGUUUAAACGAGUAUAAUAAUCCUUACUCGGAUAUCAUCCACAAAUUUGAGCCGCAACAACAUGGUAAUUUUUCGGACAUCUUGCAAAACCUUUCAAUUAUUGAAACCAAAAUAUGGCGCAACUCAUCACCUCUUAAUGAAUUAAAAUUGAGGAACGAGCAUCAAAAGUCAAAAAUUUCUGACACUAAGUUCAAAAUACGGAAUUUAACUGACCGUAAUGAUAUAUCCGAAAUUGAGACGCAUUCGGAGGAAGAUCGAGAAAAGGAAGAUUGUCCGACUUUUUCGACCUCUGAUAAUGGGCAGGUCAUGAAACACAGUGAUUCGGGACUCGGCAAUGAGUUGACGACUGAAAUUGGUUCCGAGAAGGAGUUGAUCUCUAAAGAAAUCCGGUAUCAGAAUCAGAAUGAUCCAACGCCAUUGGACGAGACUGGAACCCGUUUCAGGAAUGAGGUGAACUCUAAAGACAGCCAGGAUCGUGAUCAGAACCAGAUUGUUAGUCCGGAAAUAAAGGUUGAAGCAGACCAUCAGAGUCCGACACCAUUGAACGAGUUUGGAAACAGUUACAGGAAAGAUGUUUUGUCUAAAGACAGCCAGGAUUGUGAUCAGAGCAAGAAUGAUCGACCUGAAUUAAAUGAAGCCAACGUUGAUACCGAGGCUCGCGAAGACCAUCACUCAGACUCCGACACCAUUGAACGAGUCUGA
Molecule: messenger RNA, 3162 nt
Organism: Lottia gigantea (owl limpet)
Lineage: Eukaryota; Metazoa; Mollusca; Gastropoda; Lottiidae
Exons: 2
Coding region: 1-3162 (1053 amino acids)
Biological process (GO): post-transcriptional tethering of RNA polymerase II gene DNA at nuclear periphery; RNA export from nucleus; protein import into nucleus
Cellular component (GO): nuclear pore cytoplasmic filaments; nuclear pore
Molecular function (GO): structural constituent of nuclear pore
Source: RefSeq, a predicted model, not a curated record